AUGCUUUAGAGAUUCUGUUAGCUUCCCCUCGGACUCCAAGCUUACAAUGUUUAUUUUUUUUAAUAAAUCAUUAGAAGAACAGAAGAAAAAGGCAAAGCAGCUUAAUUUUUCAUUAUCCCCAAGUUAAAACCUCAAACCUCCACUUCUGUUACCUUCAGUGCUUUUAGGUGGGACUGUCUUAAUGAAGACUGUUUAAGGGUGGAAGGCCAGUGAGGGAUCAUUAGCUUUUUGCUGAACUACGUUGGUCAGGGCAUUAUUUCCCGGGUUUUCAUCUGAUGAAGAUGGUGUGAGAGCAUGAUUCAGGGUUUUUAAUGUAGGGAGGAGUGCUUGGUGACUCAAAGAACACUCCAUCACUCUGUGGAUUGAAAAUAAGCCGUAUAUUAUAAUAAUUGUGAGCGAGUGUACCUGAACAUGCAGAGACAAAAUGACUGUGUUGACGACGUGAAGCAAGUGUUGCUUGUCCAGCUAAUAGAACGCAGAGCCUCAUAAGGUGACGCACACACUCCUGUGUCCUGUCCUCGUUCUGACUAAAAAGGCCGGGACGGACUAACCAGGUGGAAGAAAUGUCCCCCCUGUCCCUUACCCUCCCCACCGGCUGGAGCGUGUGCUCUGCUCUCUGUAUCCUCAUCCUGUUUCUCCCAGAGGCCCGAGCAAACAGCCUGAACAUGACCAAUCAGCGCAAUGGAGGGGGAUCCCAGUGCGGGGAGUACACUAACCAGCAGGUGAUGGAGGAUGGGAUGUGCCGACUGGUGGCCACACUGCCUCAGCUGGAGGGACAGAAGUGUCCGGACAUGUUUCGCUGCACAGAUGAGGUCUCCUUCUGGCUGCAUGAGAACGAGGAGAGGAAGCAGCAGAUUGUGACGCUGAAGGAGACAAUCUCUGAGCUGCAGGAGGAGCUGAGGAACCACCGGCACCGCAUCAGAGUCCUUGAGCUUCAGGGUGGAGAGAGGAACCCCACAAAUUCCUCCUUAGAGGAGCGUUUUCACGAGUUGGAGCAUCACUAUUCUGAAGCCAACACCCUGCUGCACCUACAGGGCACUCUGAUCCUAGACCUCCAGAACCAGAUGCAUAAUCUGACACUUUUGGUGGAUGAUGUUAAAAAAAGCCCUGGGUGCUUGGUCAACAUGGUCCGCCCCAACCCGCUCAUGAGUGCUCAACAAGCUCCUCACACAGAAUAUCAGCAUGUGAGAAACUGUCCAAUAGACUGUGCUUCCAUCUACUACAAUGGAGUGAGGAGAUCAGGGCUCUACACAGUAGUGCCAUUCCUAGCCGGCGUACCUGUGCAGGUCUAUUGUGAUAUGGACACAGAUGGUGGGGGCUGGACUGUGAUCCAGCGGCGCAUUGACGGCUCAUUGAGCUUUGACCGCAGCUGGAGAGACUACAGGGAUGGUUUUGGUGACCUGCACUCAGAGUUCUGGCUGGGCAACAACCACAUACAUGACCUCAGCACCCAGGGAGACUACAGCCUCCGCAUCGACCUGGAGGACUGGAGCAACAGACACAAACAUGCCCUCUACCAGAGCUUCAGUGUUGAAGAUGAGGAGCAUCUGUACCGUCUCCAUGUGUCAGGCUUCAGCGGGACAGUGCAGGACUCUUUCAGCUGGUACCACGACAAGCAGGGCUUCAGCACCCCCGACAGUGGCAACAUCUGUGCUGAGAUCUCCCACGGAGGCUGGUGGUACAACCAGUGCUUCUACGCCAACCUUAAUGGUGUCUACUACAGGGGAGGCCUUUACACCCCGAGAGGCCGGGGGCCGCUGGGUCCUGAUGGGAUCGUUUGGUACUCCUGGAAAGACUCAGACUAUUACUCCCUACGCAAAGUCAGCAUGAUGAUCCGACCUCACUCUUUCAGAGCACGUUUGUCACCAUGACCCAGCAUGGCUAUGACAACAGUGAGGGCAGAAGCCGGAAGUAAUGACUGCAGAGCCAUCUCACCAGGGUCGUUUUAUUGACAGAGCUAAUCAUGAAGGAACUGAACGCCACUCCUGUCAACAAGGACCUCUCUUCUGCUACUUUUGAACUACUUUACCUACAGAUCUUGCUGUAUAUCCUCCAAACUGAUUUUCUGCUGCGUAUUUUUGAACACACAAACCUUAUACUGUGGAGUUCUGUAAUGUACCUGGACAUUUCUCAUUGAGUCAACGUGGAGUGAGUUCUUCCUUAUUUUCUACUUCUAUUUUGUACCUUAGUUUGAUACUUUAACACUUGACAAACUCUUAUCCAUACAGAUUAACAUUGUACAUUUGUAUGAUGUGUUGACAGAAGAGGUAUGUGCAACUGGCAAGAAGAACAUGGUUAUUGAAGGAUCUGCAGUUUUAUGAUUAUCCAACUAUAUUCAUUUAAAAUUGCAGCCAACUAUAAGCUUUAUCUAUUGUGUAAACUGUUGUGGACUAAAAAGGGUUUGAAUACUAUAACAGGUGAUUAUUAUAUUAGAUAUAAUAACCCUUUGAUUUGAUAAGUGCUACUGUCUAACAGUAUAGAGUCAGGCACAGAAGAUGUAUGAGGACUGUGUAUACACACUGUAUUGAUGGUACAAUAAA
Eleginops maclovinus (Patagonian blennie) is the source of this 2540-nucleotide messenger RNA. Its product is annotated as angiopoietin-related protein 7. The transcript has 11 exons. Bases 564 to 1871 code for a protein of 435 amino acids. The record is from RefSeq and is a predicted model, not a curated record. Lineage: Eukaryota; Metazoa; Chordata; Actinopteri; Perciformes; Eleginopidae.